Molecule: messenger RNA, 1335 nt
Organism: Hypoxylon fragiforme
Lineage: Eukaryota; Fungi; Ascomycota; Sordariomycetes; Xylariales; Hypoxylaceae
Exons: 4
Coding region: 1-1335 (444 amino acids)
Biological process (GO): protein phosphorylation
Molecular function (GO): ATP binding; protein kinase activity
Source: RefSeq, a predicted model, not a curated record
AUGGCAACACGCGGACAAAGAAGAAGAUGUGAUGAUCUGUCCCAAGGCUAUUGGGAAUGGGUUUUCGCCGACCGUCGCUCGAAGGUGCUGAUAGGAAACCAAAGAUACUUAAGCAGAUUGUCCGAGGAGGCACGACGGAAUGUGGGAGAGAUGCAGAGACAUUUUGGAAGGGUGAACGGGCCAUGGAAAUUCGAGAGGAUGAUAAGCUACGGUUACUUCGGCUGCGUGGUUCUUGUCAGUAGAACUGAAAGUUUAUUGCGUCCUCCUCGUAGACUAGUCUUGAAGAGAGCUCUAACCAAUCGUGGUGAAGAUGAACUCAGAAAUGAAAUCAUCCAAUAUACAGCAACUCGUGGGUCCGAACAUAUUGUUUCCAUGAUUGGCGCUCGCGAUGAUCCUCCUGCUCCUCUACCUCAUGAAAUCGCGCCCACGCCUAGAGUUUCACGACUCCGGAAGCUGGCUUUGGCAUUAAGGGAUAUUUUCAAUCCAAGCUCCCCUCCUAGAAGAAUUCUCCGAUAUGACGAUCCUCGAAGAAUCGACAGCGACAUGCAGUUAUCUAAAUUGGCAGGCUGGCCUGUUGUGAUACUCGAGUAUCUCGAAAAUGGAACGUUGGGGAGGUUGAUCGAUCGAAUGAUAUUUUACAACGCGUACCUUCCAAACCGCCUACUCUUCUCUAUUUUUCUUUGCUUGGCGAGAUCAUGCGUGGCGCUUGCACACCCUAUAAGAGGUCAAAUAGGGGCUGCGAACCGGUUAGAGACUAUUCCAGAUGAUGGAGAAGAGCCAGGUGAUCUCUUCCACGGAUCUCUUCAUGUCGGAAAUGUCAUGUUCGGAAACCCAGGCGGGUUCAAAGAGCAUGAUCUUAUCCCUCCAGUCAAGCUCAUUGACAUAGGAUCAGCUGAAGAAAGCCGGGAUCUUGGUGGUGGUGUGCGCAGAAACUUGGAAGAAAUUUCAAUAUUAAUGAUGGCUCUCAUAACGAAACAAAAGCAACCACCUGUCGACAAGGUGUCUACGUACCGCAACCAGGCCACUAGAGCGACUGAGAUAUUACCUACUGGAAGGGGGAUUAACUACCCAAUGCUUGACAAUAGACUCAGGGACUUCCUAGCCAGAUGUUUAGCCACAGAUCCACGGGCCCGGCCGGGUUUACGACGAGUGCUCGCCUUUACUGAAGCAGAAAGUAAGAGAGGUCCUGGCACAUUCGAGUUUCACCAAAGGGAAAACGAGACCGAUGAAGCCAUCAAAGAAUUCUUGCAACGCCUGAUUUAUGACGCAGACACGCAAAUACAGGACAUAAACAGAAACCGAUAUGAACAUGCUGACCCAAGGCUACAACGCUAG